Emys orbicularis (European pond turtle) is the source of this 1707-nucleotide messenger RNA. It is a transcript of the gene DCLRE1B, whose product is annotated as DNA cross-link repair 1B. The transcript has 4 exons. NCBI's taxonomy places the organism in Eukaryota, Metazoa, Chordata, Testudines, Emydidae. Gene Ontology annotation, biological process: double-strand break repair via nonhomologous end joining; telomere maintenance; interstrand cross-link repair. The record is from RefSeq and is a predicted model, not a curated record. Bases 1 to 1707 code for a protein of 568 amino acids. Gene Ontology annotation, molecular function: 5'-3' DNA exonuclease activity; damaged DNA binding.
AUGAAUGGAGCUCUCAUCCCAGGCACGCCCAUUGCAGUGGAUUUUUGGAGCAUCAGGAAAGCCAGCCAUGCUCGCUUGUUCUUUCUCUCCCACAUGCACUCUGACCACACAGUGGGGUUAUCCAGCACCUGGCACCAGCCCAUCUACUGCUCCCCCCUUACGGGACGAAUCCUGCACCACAGGCUGAAGGUGGCGGAGCGCUGGAUCCAGCCCCUGGAAGUGGGCCAGAGCCACCUGGUGGCCCUUGAUGAGGUUGGUAAAACGACCAUGACGGUGACCCUGAUAGAUGCCAACCACUGCCCUGGCUCAGUCAUGUUCCUCUUUGAGGGCCCCUUUGGUGUCAUCCUCUACACAGGUGACUUUCGUUACACUCCCACCAUGCUGCAGGAACCGGUGCUAAGGAACCAGAAACGAAUUGACGUUCUCUACUUGGACAACACAAACUGCGACCCCCUGGGCGACCUGCCCUCCCGCCAGCAGGCCACCCAACAGAUCAAAGAGCUGAUCAAGGCCCACCCAGAUCACGAGGUCAAGAUUGGGGUCUACAGCCUGGGCAAAGAGUCGCUCUUGGUGGACUUGGCCUUAGAGUUUCAGACCUGGAUUGUGGUGAGUCCCAAGAGACUGGAGCAGAUGAAAGUGCUGGGCCUGGUGGACGUCUUCACUGCUGAGGAGGGGGCUGGCUGGAUCCACGGUGUGGACAUCUCUGAAAUCUGCUGGGAAGCCAUGAUCAGCUGGAACCAGCAGCGCCCCACCAUUGCCAUUCUCCCCACCAGCCGCCCAGUGAAGAUCCCCCACCCCAGCGUUCACCUCGUGCCCUAUUCAGACCACUCCUCCUUUUCGGAGCUGCUGGAGUUUGUACAGUGGCUGAAGCCCUGCUCCAUAGUUCCAAUUGUCAAGAGAAACGUGUGCCUGCCGUACUUGGAGAAAUACCUGAGCUCCAACCACAAGGCGUCACCUGAGCCCGGGAUUCCAGAGUCUGGGCAAAAGUUCACACAGCUGAGAGAGAGCAGGGAGCAGCAAAGAGCCACCCAGCAGCCUGUGCCUACGAAGGACUCCUUUGCAUUCCCAGAGAAAUGUACGGACUGGCUGGAGCAUUUCGGGGAUGUGACGAUUGGCCAGCAGAGCUCCUCAGAGCAGCCUAGGGACCCCAACACCCGUUUGCAAGGUGGCUCUAUGUGUUGCAGGGGAGAGAGAAAGGGAAUCAAAGUGGAGUUAUGCCGGCUGCAUGGUGCCCAGAGGCAGCUUUUUUCAGCACAGCCCAAUACACAGACACCUGCCAGAACGCAGCCACUGCCGCCCAAGGACACCGGUGCCCGGACGUCCCAAAGCAGCACAGAGGGCACAGCACGGUCACACACGAGUUCUUUAUCCUGGCAAACAGGAAAGAAAUACGCCUCCCACGCCAGCCCAUGCCAGCCUCCCCUGCGGGACUGGGUCCCCUUAACGCUGGCCUCUGUGCAGAAGAAGGCCGCUUUCCCCUCACACAAACAGAGUUUAACCUUCCUGCAGACUGAGGAAUUUCUUCCCCCAGGAGCAGCUGGUGACCGUGUCACCCUGGCCAGCUGGCCCCCUGUGGCCAGCAGUCAUGUUGCCUGUGGGCUUGCGGAGGAGUAUUUGAUUGCUCCAUUAAACACCCUAAAGCAAUACUCUGCAGAGAGCUUUGACCGGCAGAUCGAACACUAUUUCAGGAGAGAGGAGGGGCCCUAA